AUGAAGUUCUUCAUCCCCUUCGUCCUCCUCGCUGCCACUGCCGUCACGGCCCAGGACCCCAACUGCGAGGCAAACUACAUUGUCGAUACCUGCCUCGGCAGCGAGAUGAAGAAGCUCGAAGCCUGCACCGCCCUCGACUACGAGUGCAUGUGCGCUGCCUCCGAGGCCAUCUCCACGUGCUUCAACAACUGCCCCAAGGACACGCGCGGCGCGACCUACCGCUCCCAGGUGACCGUCAACUGCCAGAACGCCUCUCUCUACGGCACCGCCGCCCGUCACGCUGCCACCGCCACGGACAAGACCACGACGGCCACCCGUACCCCGUCCGCUACCACCGCCGACGCGACCGACAGCCCAGCCACGACCGGCGGCCAGUCCGCCACCGGCACUUUCGUCCAGAACACGGACGAGACCGGCUCGCCCAACGUCGGCGUCGCUCAGCUGGCCCGCCACACUGGCGGUCUGCUGCUCGCCGUCGCCGGCGUCGUCGCUGCCGUGCUGUAA
Molecule: messenger RNA, 504 nt
Organism: Verticillium dahliae VdLs.17
Lineage: Eukaryota; Fungi; Ascomycota; Sordariomycetes; Glomerellales; Plectosphaerellaceae
Exons: 2
Coding region: 1-504 (167 amino acids)
Source: RefSeq, a predicted model, not a curated record